ACUUCAAAGAAUCGAUUCUUUUCGAGAGUUUUGAAGAUAUUGGUGCAGCCGGUUAGUGAUUUGGGAGUGUACAAGUGUUCUUCUUCGAUCGAAUUUGGAUACGUUAUGGUUUAUACUAUGUAUUCGAUACAUUGGUACUGUGUCAAGUACGAUGAAUCUCGAGGCAGACCGGUUUUGACUUUUGGUUACCUCGGAGGUAAGCAAUUCAAGAGUUGUUCCAUUGCGAGCGCUUCUUGGAGCCCUCAUCUUCCUGGAGAGAGUUUGGUCUUGUUAGAGAACGGUGAGGUCUUUAUCAAAGCUGUUUCCUUCAUGUUUUGCACCACAAGCGCAAGUGAGAACAUUGCCACCGUAAACGUUGCAAUCCGAAUAGGUCUUGUGGAGUUUGAGCUCAGACUGAUAGAAGGAACUUCGAGGGAGGAUUUUGAAAGGGACGACGUGGAGAGGGAGGAUCAUGUGGAUCAUGUGCAGCCUGUGCCUAUGCCUCUGCAGAUUGUGCCUCUGCAGUGGUCGAACCCAACACUUCCAUCACUU
Thlaspi arvense is the source of this 531-nucleotide messenger RNA. The record is from the annotation of a GenBank genome assembly. Lineage: Eukaryota; Viridiplantae; Streptophyta; Magnoliopsida; Brassicales; Brassicaceae.